UCGAUACCACUGUUGGUGGAUGGAAAAGUGCACCAGAAUCAGUUCGUCGUCGCGGAACAAGUGCAAAAGAGUGGAAGAAAAUUCACAAAGUGAAACCCUCUCUGGUGGAAAAGGAGCCCCACAGGCUGUAGGUGCCCCCACAGAGAGCCCCCGUGGGACAUUUUUCACGCCACGGACACGAAUUGUGUGCUGUAGAGGGUUUUUUCCGUGACGAAGAACCUGGGAUUGUGAGUGAAAAGUUCUGGUGCGGUGGUGAAAAAAAAGUUGGUGGAAGAAGAAAAGUCUUUUUUCCGAGACAGUGAAAAAGCGCUUUGAGAAAUUUGGCAGUGGAAAAGUGUUCGUGGGGCUCUAUGGGUAGUGCUGUGUGUAGCCCCAAAAGGGGCUGCAACUUUUCUGGGUGAAUGAAAAAAAUGUCUCCCCCACCCCUGUAUUUUUGCACCCAACCUGGGGGCGAAAAAUCCACGGAAAAGCUGCAAAGGAACCUCUCUGGGUGCAGUAGUGGGAGAAAAUAAAUCACAAGCCAGUGUGUAGGAAGUGAAAAAGAGGAGAAAAGUGUUGAGGAAAAUCACGAGAAAAUCGUGAGAAAACACUCAAAUAGAUAAAUUAGAGAGCAACGUGUGGAUAUUCGGGAGAUAAUGCCGCUAGAAAGUCUGACUUCACUUGCUAAAUAAACCGCGGAUUUUCCGCGGUGUAUUAUGUCUCGAGAAGCCUACACUUCAGCACCGGCCAUCAGUUCUGGCGCACGAAGUCCUGGCCGUUCAGCCCGCCGCAUCACCGAACUCCCGACAGUUGAUCGUUCACCGUCACGGGAAUACGGCACGAGAGGAAGUCCAAUAGGACGAAACUUACGCUUUUCACGUUCCGGCAAUUCCUACCUCCCAAUGAAUUACGGUCCCGAAUCUUCCACUUAUCACCACAAUUCCGUUGCAGCAAUGGGCAGCCCAUACUACCGCGAUAUGGAUGAGCCCACAAGUCCGGCUGGCGGUGGGCACCAUCGCAGCAGAAGUGCCAGCCGGCCGCCUAUUUCGCACGCCAUGGAUUACACCCGCACGCGCUAUCAAUCCCUGGACAGGGGAGGACUCGUCGAUCCGCAUGAUCGUGAAUUCAUCCCCAUCCGUGAGCCACGCGAUCGUUCGCGUGAUCGCAGCCUCGAGCGCGGACUCUACCUCGAGGAUGAGUUGUAUGGGCGAUCGGCAAGACAAAGUCCGGGCAUAUUGAAUCUCACGAGCGAUCGCUCCUACAUUGGGGAUCUACAGCACCAAAAUACGGACUUGCAGCGUGAAUUGGGGCAACUAAAGCGUGAGCUGGAUCUGACGAAUCAGAAACUCGGCAGCUCAAUGCACAGCAUCAAGACAUUCUGGUCGCCGGAAUUGAAGAAGGAGCGCGCACUACGGAAGGAGGAGAGUGCUAAAUAUAGUCUCAUAAAUGAUCAAUUGAAGUUACUCAACAAUGAGAAUCAGAAACAAGCAAUGCUGGUGCGACAGCUGGAGGAGGAACUUCGGAUGCGAAUGCGACAGCCUAGUAUUGAGAUGCAGAAUCAAAUGGAGCAACUUUAUGCGGAAAAUGAGCAUCUCACGAGAGAAAUUGCCAUCCUCAGAGACACUAUUAAGGAACUCGAAUUGCGAAUUGAAACCCAGAAACAGACACUCCAAGCACGAGAUGAGAGCAUCAAAAAAUUGUUGGAGAUGCUUCAAAGCAAGGGUAUGGCAGGAAAAGAGGAGGAGCGUCAAAUGUUCCAGCAAAUGCAGGCGAUGGCACAGAAACAGCUCGACGAAUUCCGACUCGAAAUACAGCGUCGUGAUCAAGAAAUAAUGGCAAUGGCGGCAAAAAUGAAGACGCUGGAGGAGCAACAUCAGGACUAUCAGCGUCACAUUGCUGUCCUCAAGGAGUCUCUCUGUGCCAAAGAAGAACACUAUAAUAUGCUACAAGCGGAUGUUGAAGAACUUCGUGCUCGUUUAGAAGAAAAAAAUCGUUUAAUCGAGAAAAAAACUCAAAACGCUUUACAGGCUGUUCAGGAACGUAAUCGAUCGACAAAUGAACUGGCCGAGCUCAAGGAUCACAUGGAUAUUAAGGACAGAAAAAUCAAUGUCCUCCAGCGAAAGAUUGAAAAUCUCGAGGAUUUACUGAAAGAAAAAGAUAAUCAAGUAGAUAUGGCGAGAGCCAGACUAUCAGCAAUGCAAGCUCACCAUUGCAGCUCCGAAGGCGCCCUGACAAGCCUCGAAGAGGCAAUUGGUGACAAAGAGAAACAGAUGCAGCAGCUUCGCGAUCAACGCGAUCGUGCUGAGCAAGAAAAGCACGAGGAGCGUGAAUUGCACGAACGCGAAAUAGCUGAGUACAAAAUGAAGAUGCACACGUUGGAAAGUGAUGUGGAUAAAUUGAAUAUGCGCUUAGAUCGUGCCCUUACGGAGAAGGAACGUCUCGAGGCACGUCUUGAGAAUUCCCAGAGUGAACUUGGAAAAUCCAAAGCGGAACUCGAUAAGGCUACAAGUGAGUAUGGUGCUUAUGGCCAGGUGGGACGCAGUGGAACUGAAUGGGAGACGACGAGGCAAAGAUUGCAACGUCUCGAGUUGGAGAAUGAGCGUCUCCGACACGAUUUGGAACGAUCCCAGUUCCCAUUGCAGACAACGUUCGGCCGUAACACCCUCUCGACAUCCCAGGAACUUGAUCGGGCACAGGAGAGGGCAGAUAAGACUUCAGCUGAACUCAGGCGAACCCAAGCUGAACUACGUGUCACUCAGGACGAGCCAAUACAAAAUUUUUCCGAUGCAGAGAGAGCACGUGCCGAAGCAGCAGCACUCCAGGAGAAGUUGGAGAAGAGUCAGGGCGAGGUGUAUAGGCUGAAGGCGAAGCUUGAGAAUGCUCAGGGUGAGCAUGAGAGUCUCCGGCAGGAGAUUGAACGUUCACACGGUGGGGUGCAGCGUAUUCAUGGGGAACGUGACAAGGCCCUGUUGGAGCUUGAGAAAUGCCGCGAAGAACUCGAACGUACGCAGGCAACGCUCGGCAAGGCACAGCUGCAGCAGGAUAAGCUGCAAAAUGCCCUGGAUAAGGCACAGAAUGAAGUGGAUCAUCUACAGGAGCGCCUGGAUAAGCAGGUAGCUGAAUCGAGACGGUUGCAGCUGGAGAAGGAGAAGCAAGCGUAUGACUUUGAGAAUUUGCAAUCACAACUCGAUAAGGCUCUCGGGCAGGCGUCGAGGAUUCAGAAGGAGCGCGAAACCAUUCAACUCGAUGCUGAACGCUUCAAGGAUAAGACUGAGAAGAUUCAGCUAACCAUGGCGCGAUUGCAGAAGGAACGAGACACCCUGUUUGAGGAGGCUGAAAAGAACAAGGAACGCGCAGAGACAACACAGAGUCUCCUGCUGAAGGCACAACGCGACAAGGAGCAAAUUCAGACGGAAUUGGAUGUUGUGAAGGAGCGCUGGGAGAAGGCACACAGUGUCCAUCAGAAGCUUCAGAUGGAACGCGAUGAUUCGUAUGCCGAAAUUGAGAUUCUCAAGGAAAAACUCGACAAAGCCCUGUAUGCCAGUCAGAAGUUGAUUGAUGAGAAGGACAACUCCACCAAGGAGUUUGAGAAGAUGCUUGAAAAGUAUGAUAGAGCACAAAAUGAAAUCUAUAGACUCCAAUCGCGAUGUGAUACGGCCGAAGCGGAUCGGGGGCGUCUCGAAAUGGAGGCAGAACGAUCAGCAUUGGCCGCCACGAAAGCACGAGAUGACUUGAGGAAGCUUCAGGAAGAAACUACGAGACUGCAAGAGGCAUGCGAUCGUGCAGCAAUGCAGCUAACAAGAACCAAAGAAAUGGAGGAUAAGGCUCGCGAGGAGUCUGACAUGACGAGAGAACGCAUGGAUAAGGUACAGACGGAUUUGAGACGCACACUGGCUGAGAAGGAGCACCUCCAGGCUGAAGUUGAGCGAUUGACCUAUGAAUUGGAUAGAGCACACAACUCCUACACAAAACACACUGCCGCAUUGGAUUCCGCACAAGAGGAGGCUGCCCGAUUCAGUUUGGAGCUUGAGAAGAUGAGGGAUAGAUACGAGAAGAGCCAAUCCGAGGUGAGACGCCUUCAGGAGCUUGAAACGUACUCACGUGAGUCACGUCGUUCAAAGGAAGAAAAUGAACGUCUGCGUGAUAAGUUGGAUAAGGCAAUGAAGGAGUUAGAGACAAUUCGUGGGAAGUCUCAGUAUGAAGAGGAAACCUUCCAGAAGAUCCGUGAAAAGUUGGAGCAAAGAGAGAAUGAGACGCAAAUUGUUGAAGCGAAACUCCAUGAAGCCACCCUUCAGCUGGAGCUUUCGAAGCAGGAACUAGCUAAGCAUAUUGCUAAUCAGGAUAAGCAGCGAAGUGAGCUGGAACGGGCGCACAUUGAGUGCGAGAAGAUUCGUGAUAAGCACGAUAAGUUGAUUAAGGAAGUUGAACGUAUGCGAACCAAUCCUAAUGCCGUUUCCCCAUCAAUGAUUCCCGCACUGACGGCUACGGAUAAGGGAGAGGUUGAUCGGCUACGUGAUCGCCUCGAGAAGGCUCUCCAGAGUCGCGAUGCAACGGAAAUGGAAGCUGGACGUUUGGCAAAGGAGCUGGAGAAGGCACAGAUGCAUCUGGCGAAGCAGCAAGAAGCUGCUGAAUCGACACGAAUUGAAUUUGAGCGAAUGUCCGCGGAAUUGGGACGUGUCCAUGAGCGCCUUGAGCGUGCUGAAGCCGAAAAGGAGGCACUCAGGCAGUCAGCUACGAUGUUUGAGAAGCGCAACAUGCAAGCAAAUCAGAUUGAGAAGAAUAUCAUGAAGAUGGAGGCUGAUGCGAAGCAACUAACCGUGGAACGGGACCAAUUGGUGAUGCAGCUGGAGAAGAGUCAGGAUAUGCUGAUGAACUUCCAGCAGGAACUCAAUGCCACGGAGCAAGAGCUGCAGCGGCAGCGUGAGGAGAAUCGACGCCUUGUGGGUGCUAUGAAGGGACAACCACCGAGUUCGAAGGAGAUUCAGGCACUUCAGCAGGAGAUUGCAAUUCUCAAGCAGCGCCUCCAGGAAACUGGCGCUCGUGGGGACAAUGAGAUGGAACAGUGGAGGAAGGUUGUGGAGCAAGAAAAGAUUCGUGCUGAUGAGGCUGAGAAGAUUGCAACGGAACUCCACAAGAGAGUUCAGAUGCUGGAAAAGCAGUUGCAGCAGCAACUCAAUCAAAUGGCCAAUCUGCAGAAGCAGCAACCACAACAGCAAAACGCACAAGUUUCGCAUCAAGAAGUGGAGCAGAUGCGAAAAGAACUCCAAACGGCAACAGUGGAGAGAGAUCGCUUCCAGGCUCAACUGGAGAUGCUUGUCCAGGAAUUGGAGAAGAGCCAGGUUACAAGUUCUCAAACUCUUUUGGAUUUGCACGAGGCAAACAAGAAGUUGCAGUCAAUGCAGCAGAACAAUGUCCAGAAGGGCGCCGCCGUGGAUGAGGGACAACGGAAGCAAAUGGAGGCUCAGGCACGACAGAUUGAGGAGACAAAGAAGCAGAUUGAGGCUCAGGUGAAGACUAUUGAGAAUGAGCGACGUCUCCUUGAGGAGCAACGCAAAACGGUUGAGAGUAAGCGCAAAGAAGUGGAGGAGAAGGAGAAGAACUUGGCUGAAUUCGAUAGGCAGCUGAAGAAGCGCAAAGAGCAGAUGGAUCAGCUGGAGAAAUCACUACAGAAGCAAGGUGGAACUGCGGCAGCAGCUGGGGAGCUAAAUAAGAAGUUAACAGAAACCCAACGACAAUUGGACGCAAUCACCAAGCAAUUUGAGGAGGCAAAGGAGGAAGCCAAGAGAGCUGCCACGGAGACAGAGCGUCUCCUGCAGUUGGUGGCGAUGAGCCAAGAAGAACAGAAUGCCAAGGAAAAGACCAUCAUGGAGCUACAGCAAGCACUGAAGAACGCCCAAGCCAAGAGCCACCACGCACAGCAGCAACUCGAGGAGCAACGAAAGAAGGAAGAGAGUUCGCUGCUGAAUGUGGUUUUUGGGAAAUUCGAGAGGCUUCUCCGGGAAUACGUUCGUGAGGAUGAUGACGAAGAGAUUCCGGGUGGAUUUGAGCGGGAGGAGGAUCAUGGGGGUCUCUGUGAUGAUCAAGUGACCAUCGAGCGGCACUUUGGUCAACUGGAGAGAUGUCUUCGGGACACAAAGGACCAGGGAUAUCGUAUUAAGGAACUAGAGGAUGCCCUGAGGCAGAGUGUGCUGAUUGUUAGCGAGAGGGAGAAGGAUUUUAUCUCUCUCGAGGAAAGCAAAGGACAAUUGAGUGAAAAAGUGAAAAAGUUAGAACAGAGAAUAGCAUCGCUGCAGAAUGCAAAAUUCUUGCGGUGCAAAUUGUGCCAGAGGUUGACGAAGCGUUUGGAGCUUUUGAAUGAGAAAUUUCACAUUUUACUGCAAGAGAAACGAUCGAGGCUGCAAGAGCUUACAAAUAUUAGGCAAGAAGCAAUUGAAUUGGCGAUUUCAGAGAAGGACGCCAGAAUUGCUCAGUUGGAAGUUUCUGGUGCUAAGACACAGGAGCAAAUUGAGUCUUUAGAUCAAUUACGUAGUGAUAGGAAUAAAUUGAACAAUCGCUUAAAAGUAGAGUGUGAAAAUUCUUUGAGUUUGCUAUUAGAAUGUAGUUCCUUUGAGGAAGAGCUUUCAAAUUUAUUCUUUAUCGAGGAUCCAACUUACGAUGAUUUCGGGUAGGAAGGAAAGACAAGAAGAAAAAAAAAGAAGGGAAAUCUAACAAUGGGUUGCCAACACUGAGAAAUGCAAUAAAAAAAUAUAGUCCGUUCCAUGUUAUUCCUGGCAACUCACAUCCUAUGCAAGGCAAUAGGAGAAAAGCAUACAAGAAAAAAACCUUUAAAGAAGAAAAAGAAUUUCAAGAUUUUCACAUAAAACAAAGAAAAUACUCAGCAACUAAAAAAAUCGACAAGAAAGAUAAGUAGAAAAAAAAUUAACAAGUAGAUAAAAUGUUAAUUUUUUUGUUAGUAGAAAUGAAAAGAAAAAAAAACAAAUAUUUUCAUCACUUUUUUCAAAUUCAUCUUUCAUGCAUUUUUUGCAUAAUUCUCAAAUCAUGCAAGAAAUGUCGUAUCAUUGAAUGUACAAAGUAAAAAAAAAACUUACAUUUUUCGUCAUUUUAUCUUCAUCUGUGAGAAUUUUUCUUCUCCCGUAGAUGAUUCAUUUCAUUUUAGACGAACAAUCACAUUGUAGCAUGAAUGAAAUUCAUUGUAUAUUUUUUACCAUACUUUUUUGUCAUCAUUUUAGAAUAACAUAAAAAAAAUAUUUAGAUGAGAGAACAAAGAAAAUUUAAGAAGAAAAAAAACUGAUUGUUGUGAGAAAUCAACCAUCAUUCUUUAUCAUUCCUCAAUCAUAUCAUAUUCUACAUCUUCAGAAGAUUCUUUUUAAAUUAAAUUUAUAUGUAAUAAUGAUUCCUUCCUCCUAACAUUUUCCCCAUUAUUCAUCCUCCAUCCCCCUCCCCCCUUCUCACUUUGAACAGAAGACAACCAUUUAUAAAAAAAAAAAUAUUCUCAAAAUUAUAUCCUCCUGAAUAUAUUUACAAAACACAACCUCAACAAAAACAAGAAGAAGAAAGAAACAUUAUCUCUACACAAGAUGGAAAAGGAAAACCUUUAAAAUAUAUAGUUAAGUCGUAUUAUUCUAUUUAUGUAAAAAUGAAAUAAAAGAUGAAUGAAAAGAACCCAAAAGGAAAUAUUAAAGAAAAAAUCUAUUGAAUUGUAAAACCGAUUAUCAGUAUUAUUGUGAGAAACAAUUGAAAUGGCUAGAAAAAUAAAAGAAAAAUUAAUCAGAUAAAAAUGGGAGAAUUAUUUAAAAGAAAAAUCAUCUCCAUUGUGGAGAAAACUUAAAAGAAAAACUUUUGGCUGAGAAAUGAUACACACACAAAAAAAGGACGAUAGAAGAGUUUAAUUAACCAGAAAGGAAAUACGAAGAAAAUCGCAGAGGAAAAGGCAUUGAAAACACAUUAUAUAGACAAUAAUUGAAAACAAUUAAAAAGUGGACAUAAAAUAUUACUAUUUUAGCCAUCACAGAACGUAAAGAAAAUUAAUAAUUUGUUGUUAAAAAGAAAUCAAUGUGAAAAAUCCGAAAUGUUAAAUAAAUUUCUCAAUUUCACAGAGAAUUUUAUUCAAAAGGAAAAAUAAAUCUGUGUAAAUAGUUGUGCGAUGGUAAAUGUUUGUAAAUUGUGUUUGUUGUCCAUUUCAUUCAAAUUAUCUUUCUUUAUCUAUCUUUUAUUUUUGAAAUAUCUCAAAAAAAGUAUUUCCACAUCGUCUCGUGAAAUACUUUUUUCCGCAGUAAUCUUGCCAUUAAUCUAGGAAGAGGAAAAUGUGAAAAUUUCCCUGAAGAAAUAUCACGUGAUUAGUGUAGGAUUACAUAUAAUGAAAAAAAAAACAUUGCGUGCUUGGAUAAUUAAUUUCUCUGUGUCUAUUUUAUAUAGUUUAGAAACAAAAACAAAAUAAAAAAAAAGAAUGCAAAAAUUGACCCAGAUAUGCCCAAGAAUUUUUUUUCUGACUUUGUCAUCUCAUAUUUAAUUUUUCCUGAAAAUAUUAAAAGAUUAAUUUGCUUAGAAUUAAUAAAAGUAUUUGGAGAAUCAAAUAGAUUAAUUGCUUAGGACGUUCUAAGCCAAAAAGAUUAGUUAUCAAUAUUCGAAAUUAGAUAAUAUUCAGCAACUUUCCCAGGAUGGUUUUUAAUUCUAAAUUUCAGAAAUUAUACGCUAGGCAUAUCUGGGUUAACGAUGACUAUACACAAGAAGAAAACAUUUAACACGAAUAUUCUGUAAAUCAAUCGGUAAUUUAUAUAUUUUUUUUAUUUUAAAGCGUUUUCUUAUUAAUUUUUGCUUCAACAAUUAAAGAAAUAAUUUCAAAUUUAUAUGAAAUUCAUUCUUUGAAAAUUUGACCCACUGCACUGUAAAUUAUACAAAGAUCCUUAACAAGUUUUCCCUUUAAAAAGAAAUCUGAAAAUUUUUCGUGUUUAAUUUUGCAAAUUAAUUCAUUUUGCAAAGGAGGAUUAAAAUAACAAAAAAUCACCUACAUUUUGCACUUCACUGAAAACAACCUUUAAAUACAAAGCAUCCAUGAAAGAAUGAAUGGAAUAAAUUGUGUGUGAUUUGUGUGAAAAAAAGAUCUAGGAAUUAUUCGAAAAAUAAAACCUUGUUAAUGUUGUAAUUGUUGACUAAAAAGAACAAAAAAAAUAUCACGAAGCCACUAAAUAGAAAAAUAGAUAAUUUUCUUAAAAAAAGGUUUUCUUCUAUUUCUUUGUAAAUUAAUUUUAUAAAGCAAAUGUGUUUAGUUUGCAGAAGAAAAAUAAAUAGUAUUAAUUAGGAAAGAAAAUAUUUUAUUAGAUAGAUUUUUUUUUAAAUAAAAAAUGUUGUUUAGAAAAAUUCAUGACACAAUGAAAUAGAAAGAAAAAUAUUUAAACGUUUAAUAUUGUUGAUAAAAUUGUUUAUUUUGUCAUGUUAAAUGUUUUUUUUUAACAAUUUUAUUUAAAGAAAUAAAAAAAUUUUUAAAAAUCCACAACUUACUGAUUCAAAGUAAGAAAAUUUAGACAAGGCUUAUAAAAAUGAAUAAAAAAAUAAGAAUUUAGGUCAUUUUUAGCAUUUUAUCAUUGAAGGACAAAUUAGAGAUUACACCAAGAAGUAAAAAAAAUUAAAUUCUCAUUAAGGGUACCUCCUAAAGGAAAAAAAAAGAAUAAUUCGACCAAAUGUUAUUUAGUAAGCAAAAUGAAAAUGGUAAAAAAAAAUCCACUUGGAUGGAAUUUUAAAUGUAUAACGAUUAAAGAAUUUGUUCAUAAAAUAGCAAUCAUGAAAAUUUUAUCCUUUAUCUGAAUUAAAUUACCUACCCUCAAAAAAAUCAAUCCAUUGAAUGCAAAUUCAUUGUAGAAUUUAAAAAAAAAUGCUCUCACGUAUCAUUGUCAUUGCUCUCAUGUAUAAAAAAAAUGAAUCCUAUUAAUAAAAAAAUUGGAUAAAAUUGAAGAAAAUAAAUUAUAUAAAAAUUAAAUCAAUCUCUGCGCUGUAUAAAUUAAAUCUCAUGUAUUUUUAACAAUUUAUUAAUUGAGCGAUUUAUUGUGAAAAAAAAAGAUUAAUUUUUAUUUAUCAGACUUAAUGAAAAAAGUGGAUUAUCCAAUUUCUAUGAAAAAGAAAAUUUAAAAAUAUAUUUAAAAAAAUUGAAUUAUUUUGUAAAAUACUGCCUUCAAACGCUUUUUACAAUGUACAGUUGAUUAUGAUGGGAAAAAAGAUGAUAAAAAAGGAAAUUUAAUGAAAAUAUACCUAUUAGCUUUGCAUAAUAAAAAAAAAUCAUUUUUCAUUGCGAAAAGAAAAACUUCUAGCAAGAAUAAUAUAAUUAACAUGAAAAUUAAUAAACAAAAAUAAAUACAUUGUGAAACGGCACAACAGAAAUGAGAUUAAAUUGAUGGGAAAUUGACGUGGGUGGAAGUGACUUCCUCUUCAGUGGAAGCCUUCCUUUGAGAAAAAAUUAAAAAAUUAAAUAAAAAAUACUGAAUGUGUUGAAAAAAAAAUUGCCGAGGACAGAAAAGAUCUAGUUAUGUGUUCAGUAAAUUAAGAAUUAAAGAAAACUUCUGAAAAAAAAAUGUAAUCAGUGUGUGAAAAAAAAACUCUAGUCGAUCAAAUAAGAAUUCCUUACAAAAAAAAAUUCAAACAUCUUUUUCAAAUCUAAUUCUCUCAUUAAAAUAAAAAAAAACUUAUCCUUGCGUAAAAAGGAAGAUGAAGAAACAUACAAAAUGAUUAAAAUACUGUUACCUAUCGUAUAUCACACAUAUCUCUAAAAAGAAUGAUAAACAAAGAAGUAUUUAGAAGAAAAAAAAAAUAAACCAAAAAUCAUUACACGCGGUGGCAUUAAAUUCUACAUUUAAACAAAUAAUGAAAAAAAAAAAACAUUAAAUAGUGUGAAAUAAAAAAAAAUGUUAGAGGAGUAGAUGGUGUAAGAAAAAAAUGGAAAACUUACUGUAACAAUUUACAAAGAAAAGAAAAUUGUUACUUUUACGACUUGAUAAUUUUUAUACUUUGACAUACUCUCUCAAGUUCUUCGAGUUUUCGGUUCCAAAAGUUAAGAAAAAUUAAAACAAAAAAUAGUGAAUCCGUAAAUUAUUUGAUAAUAAAAAUUAAUAAAAAAUAAAUCACAAAUGACAUUUAAAAAAAAAGAGAAGAGAAAAAACUAUACAACUAGUGGAUGAAAGUGGUGAAAAUAAUAUAAUAUUAUUGAUAUUAUUAUACAAUUAAAAAAGUAUAUUAAAUUAAAAUGAAGGAAACAAAUAAGAAAAUAUACAUUUAACUCUAUAUAUACAUUACAUGAUGGAGAUGAUGAAUAAUUGAGAUUAUACAUGAUCGAUUGCUAAUUUAUUGUGUGCAGAAAUAGUUAAACGAAAAUAAAAUGUUAAUAUUAUUGUA
This is a messenger RNA of Lutzomyia longipalpis, 11358 nucleotides long. RefSeq names its product myosin-10 (gene brp). Gene Ontology annotation, biological process: neuromuscular synaptic transmission; regulation of synaptic plasticity; maintenance of presynaptic active zone structure. Gene Ontology annotation, molecular function: structural constituent of presynaptic active zone. Gene Ontology annotation, cellular component: cytoskeleton of presynaptic active zone. The transcript has 30 exons. The record is from RefSeq and is a predicted model, not a curated record. Lineage: Eukaryota; Metazoa; Arthropoda; Insecta; Diptera; Psychodidae. Bases 696 to 6647 code for a protein of 1983 amino acids.